Molecule: messenger RNA, 960 nt
Organism: Chinchilla lanigera (long-tailed chinchilla)
Lineage: Eukaryota; Metazoa; Chordata; Mammalia; Rodentia; Chinchillidae
Product: olfactory receptor 8K3-like
Exons: 1
Coding region: 1-960 (319 amino acids)
Biological process (GO): G protein-coupled receptor signaling pathway; sensory perception of smell
Cellular component (GO): membrane
Molecular function (GO): olfactory receptor activity; G protein-coupled receptor activity; odorant binding
Source: RefSeq, a predicted model, not a curated record
AUGGAGGAGCACAACCUCACCGCGGUGACCGAGUUCAUCCUGCUGGGCAUCACAGACCGUCCUGAGCUGCAGGCUCCACUGUUCGUGCUGUUCCUCAUCAUCUACCUGACCUCGCUGGUGGGCAACGUGGGCAUGAUCGUGCUCACCCAGGUGGACUCCGGGCUGCAAACACCCAUGUACUUUUUUCUCAGACACCUGGCUCUCACAGACCUUGGCUAUUCUACAGCGGUGGGACCCAAAAUGUUGGUAAAUUUUGUUGAGGAACAAAAUACAAUUUCCUAUUGCCUUUGUGCUACACAGCUGGCUUUCUUUCUUCUGUUCAUUAUUAGUGAGCUUUUUAUUCUGUCUGCCAUGUCCUAUGACCGCUAUGUGGCCAUCUGUAACCCUCUGAUGUACACUGUUGUCAUGUCUACAAGGGUGUGUUGGGUUCUAGUGCUGAUUCCCUAUCUCUACUGCAUGUUUGUUUCUCUUCUGGUCACCAUAAAGAUUUUUACUUUGUCCUUCUGUGGACACAACAUCAUCAGUCAUUUCUACUGCGACAGUCUCCCCUUGUUAACAUUGCUGUGCUCAGAUACUCUUGAAAUUGAGGUGAUAAUUCUGAUCCUAGCUGCUUUUAAUUUGAUUUCCUCCCUUCUGGUGGUUCUUGUGUCCUACUUGCUCAUCUUUAUUGCCAUUCUCAGGAUGAACUCAGCAGAGGGCAGGCGCAAGGCCUUCUCCACCUGUGGGUCCCACCUGACCACGGUCUCAGUGUUCUAUGGAACUUUGAUAUUUAUGUACGUGCAGCCCAAGUCCAAUCACUCCUUUGACACUGACAAAAUGGCUUCCAUAUUUUACACCCUGGUCAUCCCCAUGUUGAAUCCCUUAAUCUACAGCUUGAGGAACAAAGAUGUCAAAUGUGCUCUUCAUAGGACUUGGAAAAUGAUAUGCAAGCAUUUUUCUUUCAAGUCAUGUACAAUAUAA